Molecule: messenger RNA, 3174 nt
Organism: Sclerotinia borealis F-4128
Lineage: Eukaryota; Fungi; Ascomycota; Leotiomycetes; Helotiales; Sclerotiniaceae
Source: the annotation of a GenBank genome assembly
AUGACGGGACAAGCCGAAAGCUAUCGUCAUGAUGCCCAUACCGGCAUAAUUGCCGCCCUUCGGCGAGCCAAUGACAAGAAAAUGGAUUCCGCGCCGGGAAAUAAGCCAAAACCGUUAGAGAGAUCAUAUCUGUCUGCGGCGGUCGAAUCGAUCUCACCCUGGGGAGGCUCGCGGGCAUCUACACCCAAAGCGACGACACCUACCUUUUCUGGAGAAGGCUCAGGUUUAAAGAAUCAACAUGGCGGAGACCACAGUACCAAUCAUUGGCAUGGAUGGAGCACGAAGAAUUAUCCCCACGACUGCCCCCCACUGAAUCCAAGAUGGUAUCAUGCUGUUGAUAUCCCCAAAAGAAAACCUAAGCUUCUCAAGACCAACCAAGAAGAAACCAAACCCGCAGCCCCUCCCAAGAAGUUCAUUACAUUCUCCGAACACGAUUCUCGCGCAGUAGAAGCUUCAUACCAGAAGCUUGUCGAGGACUAUGAUAAUGGUAGAGAUCCACGCCAGAGGGCCCAGAGUGGGAAUUGGGAGCAGACCUCUGGAUGUGCAGGCGAGAAAAGCAACACUAGUAUUAAUGAAGCUGGGAAUAACAAGGAGGCCGAUAGAGGUAUAAAGGUUCCAGUACACGAAGACUUCUUAUUUGAUGUCGAUAUCGAGAAGAGAGAGCUCUCGCCGGUCUAUUGGCUCGGCCCGAUAUACGACGUUCGCAGAGGUAGCUGGUUCUACCAAGAGGGCUCGGUUCUUAAGCCUUGUGAAGAAAAUCUGGCCACCCAGUUAGAGGAAGGCUAUCUGAAAGUGAAGCCUUUCCGAUAUCCCAAACCCCCGGAGAAAAGUACUGCUCGGCCAAUAUCUAUCAAACUAGGAGAAGAACCCAAAUCAUUAGCGCGCAGCGGUGCCUUUGGAGGUAGGAACCGCAAUAGCUCUCCCUCCGUGACUCCAAAGGGGUCAACUGAGAACCUGAAAAUGCCACAGCAGGCUUCUGACGACAGCAAUGGACUAAAAGAUUCACCCCCACCCCACCAACCUCAGACUCAUCGUCUAUUCGGUACAUAUAUGAACUCUAUUGUCACUUAUCAAGACGAUCAUGUGGCCUGGAUAUCAAAUGAUAAUAUCAUGUCUCGAGUCAGUAGCACCGUAUAUCAGAAAUUUGCAGGUGGUGGCUACCUUGGGGGUGUAAAGAUUGUUCGUGGAUAUUCGGAACCAGGCAAAACGAAAGACACAACGUCUACAGACAAGGACAAGGGACCAAAGACCCCCACCAGUGCCACAACUGCUACCUCAACCACUCCAGAGUAUCUACAGCUUGACAACCGCCAGCAAAAAUUACUGAAACGACGAUCUGCACCUCCUAGCACAAGUCACUCCGAUGCUUCGCCAGAAGAUAAGAGUAGUGAGCUUCGGGAAGCAGCUUACAAAAGUCUAACCUCUAUAGACGCGGAUGCAGAGGAUGAAGCCGUGAGGAAACGUGAUGAGAAGGAGAUACAGAAUGAUUAUAAUGAUCGAGAUGACGAGAAUCAGGGGCGCGAUAUUGAACAUCUAAUAUUAGUGACGCAUGGUAUUGGUCAACGCUUAGGCAUGAGGACUGAAAGUGUCAAUUUCGUCCAUGACGUCAACGUUCUUCGUCAAACGCUUAAAAGUGUCUACGAGAGUUCCGCCGAUUUGCAGGCUCUAAAUGCGGAAAUUGAUAAGCUUCCUAAGAAUUGCCGUAUUCAAGUUCUUCCUGUCUGCUGGCGUCAUUUGCUGGAUUUUCCUCGCAAGGGCGUCAGGCAGAAUCGUAAAGAGCAUGACAUUGGUGAUGCCUUUGGCGAAGAGGAAGAAUAUCCAAGUCUUGAUGAUAUUACAGUGGAAGGCGUGCCGUUUGUUCGUUCGCUCAUCACUGAUCUUGCUCUUGAUAUUUUGCUGUAUCAGAGUGCUUACCGAGAACAUAUUAGCAAUAUCGUUCUUACUGAGGCAAAUCGUAUUUACAAUCUUUUCCGAGAACGCAAUCCACAGUUUUCGGGGAAAGUUAGCUUGAUAGGUCACUCUUUGGGAUCAGCGAUCUUAUUCGACAUUCUUUGUCGUCAGAGAGAAACUAAGAACCCUAGCCCAAGCUCUUCGCACUACAAGAAUCGUUCUGCCCCAUCUACAAAGCCACAUGGUAAGAGUCUCGAAUUCGACUUCGAUGUGGAGGAUUUCUAUUGCCUUGGAAGUCCCAUAGGAUUGUUCCAGAUGUUGAAAGGGAGAACUAUUGCUGCCAGAAACCGUACGGAAUCACUUCCGUCCGAUAGUCCAAUGGAUAUAGAUUCUAUGCAAGAUCCUUUUCUUGCAGCUGGCUCAGGUGCGGGCUUUCCAUCGGGAGAACACAUAUCUAGCACGACAGGGUUGCCAUACUCGAUUUCGAGUCCAAAAUGCGCUCAGCUGUACAACAUCUUCCACCCAACAGAUCCGAUUAGUUACAGACUUGAGCCUCUGAUUGCUCCUGCGAUGUCAUCCAUGAAACCGCAACUACUACCGUAUACCAAGAAAGGUAUCUUUGGUGCAAAUAUGAACCAGGGUAUCACGGGCAUCGGAGCAAAGGUGGGACAGAGCGUUAGUGGACUAUGGUCUAGUUUGAGCUCUGGAAUCGCGAGCAGUCUUCUAAACCGCAGUCUCGGACUUACAGGCGAAGACGUCGAAAGAAUGCAAGCAUCGAAUUCAUCAACCAUCAAGGGCCAACCCACCGGCGCGGGCACCAAUAUAGCAGGAGGAGUCAUCCCCGACCAUUCUACACUCCAGAGGGAAAAUACAAGCGAGAAGAUGAGGCAACUUGCUGAAGAUACAGCGGCGGCGGAUAGAGAUGGUACGGGUACGGCGCCUACUUUGAUUGAUGAUGAAAUCGAGACGUUAUAUGCGGGAUUUCAAAAGAGGAGGCGAAAUGAUAUGCCGGAGUCGGAUCGGGCGGAGGUUGAGGAGAGAGCGAAGAAAUUGAGGAGGGAGGAGAUGAAGGUUAGGGCGUUGAAUCAGAAUGGGAGGGUGGAUUUUAGUAUUCAAGAAAGCGUACUUGAUUUCAAUCCGAUCAACACCAUCGCCAGCCAUCUCGCAUACUGGGCCGACGAAGACGUAACGCAUUUCCUCAUUGGACAACUCCUCUCUCGUCACCGAACCAUUGCUCGUCUAAACAAUACCAGCAAUAGCAGCAAGAAAAGACGCCAAAAAUAA